AGCUAAGGCGAAUUCCAUUGACGGUGACGGUGACAUCAGAUAUCCAACAAGAUUUUUGUUUUUUGUAAUAAUUUGUGUAUAAUACCAAAACAAUGGCUGAUCCCAAGUUCCAAAACCUACCAGGAAUAGCUUAUGACCAACCUGAUGUGUAUGAGACACCCGAUGAGCCCGAAGGUGAAAACACAUCGGACUUCUAUGAUGAGGAACCGGAGAAUGAAGCAAUUGAAAGAUUGCACAUCUCGGCGAAUGUUGCACACAAACGUUUCAGUGGAGCCACUUUGGAGGGAAGUGUUGAUUUCUCGGAAAGCAUUGGGCGACGCAUCGGCAGAGGCUAUGAUAUGCGUGGCAGUUGCGACUAUGUACUUAUGGGCCAAGGUGAAAAGGAGACACCUGUGCAGAAAUGUCAACGCUUGCAGAUCGAGAUGAAUGAACUACUUAAUGAAGUGGCCGCCCUGCAAGUAGAUCGCAAAAUUGCCGACGAGGAGAAACAAUCCUAUGAUGCAGUGGCCACGGUCAUUAGUACAGCAAAGAAAGUGCUGGAAUCUCUGAAGCUUGAGCAAGUGCUGGGCAAAGAACAGGUUCCCAAUAGCAAACAAGUGAAGGCCCUCAUUAGCCAGGUAGAGGAGUUCAAGCAAUCCGGUGUCUUGACUGCCAUUCCCACACCUGGAACCGAUUUUGCAGCCACAGCUCGUGUAGCAAGUCUUGAGCAGCGUCUAUACCAACUGGAAAAGGCUGUGGGUGCUCAGCCAGAGAAAUUAAGUCGUCUGACCUCUGUUACCAACACCUCAAACGUUCUGGAAGCAGUGCGUCAAUUAAGCACAAAAGCCGCUCUCCUUCAACCCGAAAAACUCGAUGCUAUAGAACAACGUCUAUCCACGCUAACUGGCAAAAUGGAUGCCAUUGCUGAAAAAUCCAGUGGCAGUGCCCAGGAUGCUAAGCGUGACCAGAAGAUCGUUGAACUCUAUGAUAUAGCCAAGAGGACAGAGCCUGUCGUUGAGAUAUUACCACAAGUAAUUGAACGUAUGCAGGCCCUGGAGGCCCUACACAAAUAUGCAAACAAUUUCGCAAUGAUCAUAGCUGAAAUUGAACAGAAGCAGGGUACCAUUACCACGAGUCUGGUUAAUAAUAAAGAACUACUUCAUUCGGUCCAGGAAACAUUCGCCCAAAAUCUCGAGACGAUUAACAGCAAGGUGGCCAAGGUGGAGCAACGUGUAACUGCAGUUACGGCAGCUAAAUAGUCAUCCAAUGCUCAGCAUAUAUUACAUACCAACAUUUAUUAUAUUAAAAACCAGAAUUAAUUAUUAUUUAUAUAUUAAUUGUAACUGAAUUAAAAAAGACGGUGAAUUUAA
This is a messenger RNA of Drosophila willistoni, 1349 nucleotides long. RefSeq names its product dynactin subunit 2 (gene DCTN2-p50). The record is from RefSeq and is a predicted model, not a curated record. Bases 93 to 1238 code for a protein of 381 amino acids. Gene Ontology annotation, biological process: mitotic spindle organization. The transcript has 3 exons. Gene Ontology annotation, cellular component: dynactin complex; cytoplasm; centrosome. NCBI's taxonomy places the organism in Eukaryota, Metazoa, Arthropoda, Insecta, Diptera, Drosophilidae.